CAACCUCCGAAGGUCUGACCUGUGAUAAAAUAACUGCACUUUACCAACGGUAAGUGGGUCCUUGACACCAACAACCCAUCAGCUCUAUGUAUUAAUAGACAUGGGAGAGAGGGACUUGAAAGCAUUGCUAAAAAUGCCUCCCUAAAGGCAUGUAGAAGUGCUGUCCUCUGCUUCUAAUGCUGGAUCGGAUAAGCGCAUGGAAGAUCGACUUCCUUCAUCAGACUGCUCAGGAAUCAAUGCAGUGAUGGUGAUGCCACCGGAUUCUCACCACCACCACCGCCGCCGCCGCUGCCACCACCGCCACCACUUCCCACGCUCUUCCAAUACUUCUAUUCUAAACUUCCUCGACCCAAAAGCCAAGCGCCUGGCAGAAUCCCCUAUGGAGCUAAAUAGCAUGCCCAAUGUCUCCCAAGUGGUUCCACCACCCUCCUGCUUCUCCUCGUCGGGGAAUUCCUCUUCAUCUUAUCCACCCAUGGCUUCAAAACCUCCACCGUUCACCAUCUUCCUGCAGAAAGAAGCCAUAGUUGAGCCCUCCACCCUCCUCUCCCCAAGAAGGAUCCCUCUUUCCUCAGCAGACCUCCAUAUAAACCUCCAAAUGUAUCAAAAACUUGAGAAGCCUGAAGGGCUACAACUUCACCACCUCCACCACCAAGGUUCUAUCAAUUCACUCUCUUCCAGUGCGCUGGAAACAUCAACGAAAGGUAUCCGAGGAGGGUCGACAGCGGCAUCGUCCCUCCAGCGGCAGCAGCUGCACCAAGCGAAGCUGUUCCGAGGGGUGAGACAGCGACACUGGGGGAAGUGGGUGGCAGAGAUAAGACUGCCAAGGAACCGGACGAGGGUUUGGCUGGGAACCUUCGACACGGCUGAAGAGGCUGCCAUGGCCUACGACAUGGCGGCCUACACACUGAGGGGGGACUUGGCUCAUCUCAACUUUCCUCAUCUCAAGCACCAGCUCAGCAACAUCGCCAGCGAAUCUGGUCACCCCCAUGCCGCCACCGCUUCCCUCUUGGAGGCAAAGCUUAAGGCCUUUCGCAACUCCUCCUCUGCUUUCCCCUCGCUCACCUCCAAUCAACCCAAACAACUGCCGGAAAAAGACUUGCUGCGCAUGUGUCUUGGAGGAGAGUGCAUACCACCGGUUAAGAAACGGAAGAAAUCCGGCAUCGAUGAAGAAGCUGCCUCGACAGCCAUUACACGUCCUUGGAGCAAGAAGGAGCCAUCAGAUGCUGGAGGCCGGAAAAUGGUGCAGCAAGAAUUAUUAACAUUGGCGGGGGAUGUUGAUGGUGUUCUUCUCAGCAGGAUGCCAUCUCUGGACAUGGAUAUGAUUUGGGAUUCUCUACCCAUUGCAGCAGCAGAUUCCUGAUGAUGUUCUCUUCUCGUUUUAAUGGUUAUCUGCCUCUUUUAUGUUGUAGUCUUUUCUUCUUCGAUCCAUGUGAGUUGAAUUUAGAAGAUCUGCGCUUUCUACCCUUUGCUAUGAGUUGAAUCAUUUUGCGCUCUGGACCUUCUUCAAGAGUUUGCCUUGCUAGUCAUUAGCAUUUUGAUGUACGACAAGGAGGUCAAAGUGACAGCCAAUUGGAGCCCAGCAAUAGAAUGGAAGGAAAAAAAGUGGUGCACGGAGUUUGUACGGGUCUGCUUCCUUUUAUGUCAGAAUAAUGCUGUUUCCUUGCAUUAGUAUUUUGUGAUUAUUUUGUUUUGGAGAGAGGCAGGUGCCAUUUUCAGUCUCCAGAAACCUAUAUUGACAAACAGAGUUGUUUUACUUCAGCAGAGAAGAUUGUGUCUAGGGGUCUCUACUCCUUCCUAGUUGUGUGGUGGUAGCUGUUAUGAUUCAAGGAAACCUUUAUUAUACUUUCC
Elaeis guineensis (African oil palm) is the source of this 1848-nucleotide messenger RNA. The record is from RefSeq and is a predicted model, not a curated record. NCBI's taxonomy places the organism in Eukaryota, Viridiplantae, Streptophyta, Magnoliopsida, Arecales, Arecaceae.